UUUGUUUUGGAACACAUGCGAGUUCAGCGCAAAACACGAAAAGAACGCUUUAUUUUACUUUUCCACUUCUUCAAAAGGAUCUGUAGUCCUGUUAGUAUUGUGAAAAUGUCCGAACCAAGCUCAAAGGAUACGGUCCUUAAGACGCCAAUGAUAUACGUGUGUGGAGAAUGCCACCAUGAAAAUGAAAUGCGCCCUAAAGAUGCGAUACGUUGCCGCGAGUGCGGAUACCGUAUUAUGUACAAGAAGCGAACCAAGCGACUGAUCGUGUUUGACGCCAGAUAGACGGACGAUUCCGCAGCUCACGAUCGGCAAUGCUCGGCGUUACAUCUUAAGAAAUUACAAUCGAUAAGGAAUGUAAAAAAACAAAAGAAAUAUACAUUGCAUCUAAUUAGUUCUAUUUAGUAUGUUUACACUCGUAACCUACAACAAAGA
Molecule: messenger RNA, 432 nt
Organism: Anopheles coustani
Lineage: Eukaryota; Metazoa; Arthropoda; Insecta; Diptera; Culicidae
Gene: Rpb12
Product: DNA-directed RNA polymerases I, II, and III subunit RPABC4
Exons: 3
Coding region: 16-282 (88 amino acids)
Biological process (GO): DNA-templated transcription
Cellular component (GO): RNA polymerase III complex; RNA polymerase II, core complex; RNA polymerase I complex
Molecular function (GO): DNA binding; zinc ion binding; DNA-directed RNA polymerase activity
Source: RefSeq, a predicted model, not a curated record